Entamoeba invadens IP1 is the source of this 312-nucleotide messenger RNA. RefSeq lists its product as hypothetical. The coding region runs from base 1 to 312 and encodes 103 amino acids. The transcript has a single exon. The record is from RefSeq and is a predicted model, not a curated record. Lineage: Eukaryota; Evosea; Mastigamoebida; Endamoebidae.
AUGAGUUUUUAUAGCCGCUACCUCAAAGACGAAGUCUGUGUUGGUACAAUUGAUGGCGUAGAAGAAGCAAAAACACCAAACACUUACAAUAGAAAGCCUCAUUGGCGUCGUGAAGACAUUCUUAAGUUUUAUGAAGGUCUUACAUUGUAUGGUGCUAACUUUGCUUUAUUGGAACUAUUUUUCAAUGGAACAAGAACGCACAAACAACUUCUUGCUCGUUUCAAACUUGAACAAAAAAUGCGACCAGAGUUAGUUUCCAAGGCUAUGCUUCCCCAAGUCGUUCAUUUAGAUAAAGUUGUAGAUAAAAAUUAA